Spea bombifrons (plains spadefoot toad) is the source of this 2606-nucleotide messenger RNA. RefSeq names its product regulator of G-protein signaling 3-like. Bases 136 to 1131 code for a protein of 331 amino acids. The transcript has 7 exons. The record is from RefSeq and is a predicted model, not a curated record. NCBI's taxonomy places the organism in Eukaryota, Metazoa, Chordata, Amphibia, Anura, Pelobatidae.
GAGGAGAGCUGGAUGCGCGUCACGGAUUGGGGAGGAGAGACAGGAGACACACACACAGACACUGCAGUGACAUAGCAGAGGGAAACUCCCAGACACUGCAGGGGGACCACAAGAGCUGACACUCUACACAACAAGAUGCUCCACGUGUUUAACCCUCUGCGCAAGUCUGGCAGCGACAUGUGUCUGUCUCCGGAUAACCCCCAGCACUGGAAGCGGCUGGCGAUCAGAAGAGCGGCCCCCACUACCUGCCCCGUGUCCUCCGCGAGCCCCACGUCCGCCUUCCCCGUGCCCGAAGUGCGGGUGGAGCGCUCGCUCAGCGCCGGGAACUUGGCAUGUGACAGCGAGGAGGAGGAAGGUGGGGACGGAGGAGCCCUAGGGGUCCCCAGAUCUGUGUGGAGGACACGAAGUGAGUCCCAUUUGGAUACGGGGGGAGGGGAAGUGCCCCUGGGGGCAAAGGAAAUGUCUAGCAGCGGAUGGAGCCUGCCCUCGCCGAAGACCCUGAGGAAGAAGAGAAGGGCGGCCAGGGUGGCGACGGCGAAGCAGAACCUCCUCUCCUUCUUUGUGGGAUCCUUUAAGUCCUUGGCCUCUAGUGUGGAGACAGACAUUGGCUCGGUGUGUGAAGCUGACAGAGGACACAGAUCAAAAAAGAAAGAACAGAAGCACAAGAAAAGUCACCUGUCUCUUUUCCGCCUCUGGCCGCUACAUUCAUCUCACUUUGGGCGACCAAGUUCAGAAGAAAUCCAAAGCUGGAGGCAGUCUCUCGACAACCUACUUUCUCACCCAUACGGGCGCGCUCUGUUUCGCGUGUUCCUGCAGUCGGAGUUCAGCGAGGAGAAUCUGGAUUUCUGGCUCGCCUGCGAAGAUUAUAGGGAUACUCACCCCCACUUUAUCCUACAGAGCCGCGCACGCAAGAUCUAUCAGCACUACAUCGUGUCUCAAUCCCCCAAAGAGGUAAACCUAGAUGCCGGCACGAAAAAGCAGACAGAACAUAAUCUCCUCUUCCCAACCCGCGCAACCUUCGACGAGGCUCAGCGCAGGAUCCACGGCCUUAUGGAGCGCGACUCCUACCCUCGCUUCCUGCACUCAGACCUUUACCAGAGUUUGCUGCAUCCACCCAACGGGGCCAGCUGAAGGUCCUUCCAACAUGGCGACGAAGGGAAGGAGUCACCUGGCCAGAGAGAGACAGCUUUUCUGGACUGGACUGGAUUGUCACUGAACGGUCUUUUUUUUUCUUCUUGUUUUGAACGAGUCAGCCAUGCCAAAGCCUGCUGAUGGUGGCCAUUUUGAACAACAAUGGGUGUCCCUUAAGUCGUCUCCCACCUCGGGCAAAAGUGUAGUUAGUUAUGCAAAUGCUUCUAUGCCAAGAGGGAGAAAUUGUGAACACUAAAUGAUUUUUGCCUUUAACCGGCUGCCAUUUUGAAUCAAAAUGGGGUCGCUCGUGGUAAAUUUUGAUUCAAGAUGGUAUCCGUUAAGUCAGCGCUUGUUAUUUGCGCCUGUGCUCGUGUCUGCCAUUUUGAACACUAAUGGACGUACGCAGAGCCGUGUCCCAACGUAUACGAUCCUUUGUCUCUCAGGAUGGGCUUGGUAAAAUUAUUUGUAUGAUGGGAUUACAGAAGACUGGCCAUUUUAAGUAGUUGAUAUUGCAUGACCCAUCUGCUGUAAGAGAGCGUUGACUGUCGGGUAUGAAGGCUGUGGCCUGUGCCGCCGCUUGUCAUGGCAUAAACCGUAUGGCACCUGUAAACAUAUUUAUAUAUAGGUUUUUUUUUUAUGAAGCAGAGUCCCCAAUUUAUUUAACAAUGGCGGGCCCAGGCCUGCUGGGUACAUCCUAUGUUGACCCAUGCACUUUUUUUUUUCAUCUUUGAACAAAAGGUGUUGGAGUAAGUCUUGCCGCUAACACCUGACGAAAGUCAGCCAUUUUGUCACCUAAGCCAUCCACCAUUUUGAACAUUUUAAGUAAACCUCUCAGAGGUGUAGAUGUCUCUUCUUUUCUGAAGAGGUCUACAUUUUGGAGGGUUCUGUGGCUCACCUCAGCUCUCCUACCUCCCAAGCCUCUUCUUAUUUUAACACAAUGGAUCUCCUUUGAAACCUCGCACCUUUUUUUCUUUGCACUGUUAAAGCCUUUUGCGCCUUUUUUCCGCCAUCUUAUAUGCCUCCGUAUUGAUGCACUGAAGCCAUUCCCAAAACCAUUAUGCACGGUGUUGCCUCAGGAGGACGCCAUUUAAAAAAAAAAAAAAUGGCCCACACUGGUGGCACGAAUGAAUGUUGACCGUUUUUUUUGCGUCUGUGAGAUUUUUUUGUUAUCUGUAGCAAAUAGUUGGCCAUUUUUGGAAACCGUUCCUCGACAGAGACCCAAUACUACAAACCUCCGCUUCUUAACCAGAGACUAUUAGAGUUAUUGCUCCUUUUGCUAUUACUUUGUGGCCAGAGGGACUUGUUCAGUAUACCCCCCCCCCUUGCCUGAGUGUUCUACAUUUGUGGCUAAAAGUACAAAAUCAGGAAAAUGUUUUUUUGUGUGUUUUUUCUUGGUUUUUUAAGUCUAAAUGUUUUUUAUGGGUAAAUCUGUAAUUAGUCUUACGCACUGAAUAAAAAUAUGCAGUAUUGACCAU